This is a messenger RNA of Rhinopithecus roxellana (golden snub-nosed monkey), 6469 nucleotides long. RefSeq names its product SAYSVFN motif domain containing 1 (gene SAYSD1). The transcript is spliced from 3 exons. Lineage: Eukaryota; Metazoa; Chordata; Mammalia; Primates; Cercopithecidae. The coding region runs from base 4518 to 5090 and encodes 190 amino acids. The record is from RefSeq and is a predicted model, not a curated record.
GCACGGCGGCCCGGCGCAGGACUAGAGGAGGCAACGGCUGUGCGGCCUGCGAGCGCGCGCUCCCUUACCGGCCAACGGACGCGAGGCGCGCGCCAUGGAACAACGGUUAGCUGAGUUUCGGGCGGCGCGGAAACGGGCGGGUCUGGCAGCCCAACCCAGCGCUGCCAGUCAGGGCGCACAAACCCCAGGAGAGAAGGCGGAAGCAGCAGCGACUCUAAAGGCAGCCUCAGGGUGGCUAAAGCGGUUCCUGGUGUGGAAUCCUAGGCCCGCAAGUGCCCGGGCCCAGCCCGGCCUAGUUCAGUUAAAAACAAUGUCUAACCCACGCAAUGAGCUUUUGACUGUAUGUCUCAUUUCCAAAGGAAUGAGAUCAUUGAGUUGGACCCAGAGAAACUGAACUCAGAGAAAAACUUCCAUUAUUGAGAACCCAAAAGCUGAUGGCCAAAGGAUGAGAGGAAAUGCUGGACCUCCAGUUUCUUGUUAAUUGCUCUGUUUUUCAUAAGGGACUCUGCCUUAAGCUCGUUUUCAUUGACUGUUACCAUUUCUGGGUUUGCUCUGGUGUAAAAAUUCUCAUUUAAUUUUUUUUCUUCAGAUUCUGCCUCUAGUUUAGAAAAGAAAAAUUCUAAUUUACAAUUCAUGUCAGAUAAUUUUGAUGGCACACUGUGGCCUGUCAGAGAUUUCUUUAGCAUUCUAUUUUUUAAAAAUUAUUUUUAAUUUUUGUGUUUUAAUUGAAACAGCUUUAUUGAAAUAAGAUUUACAUACUACAGAAUUUAUCUCUUUUAACAUACAAUUCAAAGAUUUUUAGUAAAUUUACUGAGUCAUGCAACCAUCACUACAAUCCAACUUUAGAACACCUCCAUCACUCCAAGGAGACCCCUCAUGCACGUUAGCAGUUACUACCCAUUUCCAACCCCAGCCCUGCACAAACGUCAAUCUACUUUCUAUCUCUAUACAUUUGUCUUUUCCAGAUGUUUCAUGUAAAUGGAAUUAUACAGUAUGGUAAACACAUUUUUCAUCUAUUAAUUUUCAUAUUCAGCUAGGUUCAACAUGUAGCCAUAGCCAAAUAUUUUAAAUUUUCCUUCUGGGAGUUUGAGAAUAUUUUUUUUUGAUACUUACUUCUCCUUCAACUUUCUCUUUUUCGUACUGAAACAGUCUUUUAAAUGAUUACAUUCAUUGAUUAACUCCUUAUUUUUCCCUUCUAGCAGAAGACCUUCCUUUUCACUCUCAAGGCAGCAUCCUUGGAUAUUAAUUACCUUUUGUAAGGUACCCCUUUCUUGUGAGCACCAUGUAGUUGUUGAGGCAGCAGAUUUUCAUGUUGUAGUUGAGAUAUUCUCUCCUCUACAUAGUCCCACUUUCCAAAGGAUUUACUUGACUUAGGUCCUUUUGUACACUUUAUAAAACCAAAACCUUUUCUCUGAGAGAAUUUCUUGUGUCGUGGAGUUUACUUCUUAGGGUAUUGAAUUUAAUUUGAGCUUCGGAAAGUUGCUCAGUUAAAAACUCAUUAUCUUUUAGUUCAGAAAUAUCAACUCAUUUUCUUUCUUGUAAAGAAACGUCUUGUGCUCUCUCUGAAGUUCUAGGUCUCUUUUUGUUUUCACACUUUGAUCACGCUCACUUAUAGCAGCAGCCAGUCUAGCAUGGAAUGACUCAACUUCAGCUUCCAGUCUUUCCUUGUUUUGUUUUGCCUUCUCCAGUUUAGACUUGCAAUGUGUUCUCAGUUUUGAGGUCGUUAAGCUGUUGACCAUACUGGGAUACUGUUUUUGUUAACAUUUUUCCAUUGAGUUUUAUAGUCUCUUGAAGGUCAUCAUUCAUUUCUUUAAUAAUUUCAAUGUCCUUAAAUAUUUCUUUUCCUUUUUGAGGUUCUUAUUUUUUAUUGUGUAUACUUACAUACACAAUAAAGGCAGUAUCUCUCUUCAACAAGCAAUUUUCAUGUAUCAGGUCUUUCUUUUUUCUAUGACUGCAAGAAUCUUGACUUAAAGUAUUUCUUCAAGCUUUCAAUUCCAUUUCUAGUGAUCCGAUGGUCAGUUCAAGCUGUUCUUUUACUUCAAUUUCUUUCCUAUGUUGCUCCACUUUCCUUUCUAACUCUUCCCUAAUGUUUUCAUACAACAUAUUGGCAUUUCUUAUCUUCUUCUUUUAAGGUGCAUUCAAACUGUAGAGUUCUUGUUUCCAUUCUACUUUUUAAUAUUGAACUGCGACUUCAUUUCUUGUGUUUUGGAUAGCUCCUUCAGUACACUAAACUCAGUUUUCAUAUUUUUAUUGUCUAGUGUAAGUUGUUCACAGAUAAUUUUUUUUAAGGUCCAGGGACUUUUCACAGAAAUAAAUGCAUUCUGGAUUUCCAUUAGGAUAUGAGAAUCAUUACAAUCUAUUCCAUGUUGCUUAAUGAGCAUCAUAAACUUCUUAUAAUGAGGGUAAGGUUCCUCAUGAUCCUCUGAAGCUGUUUCAGAUAGCCGAGUUAAGUCAUCAGGUUCAUCUCUAAAUGAGUUUGCUUUUUGACCUUUUUCUUUUCAUUUGACAUUUUCUUUGCAGGCCUAGCAUGCUCUUCGUUCUCCUUCCUAGGAAAUUGCUGAUGGUAAGGUUUUCCACUCUUCCAUUGUUGAAUUAAUUUAUCAUCGUCGUCAGCAGAUGUACUAUCCUACAGGUUUUUUUGAUACUUUUUUUUUUUUUUACUUUUGUGCUUCUUUCUAGCUUCUUCAACCUAUGGCUAUUUAUUUUCACUUUCAAGCUUUUCUUAUUCUUCCUCUGAGGUCACUUGUACUUCUUGUUCUGCUUUGGAUGUUUGUUAAUUCUUCAUUUCUAUUGCUUUCUUCACAAAAGAAUCAUUUCCAUGGUAGGCUUUAGGGAAGGAUGUUUUUCAGGAGGCCCUUCUCCCUUUCCAUUUACUAUGUAUUUUUUCCUUUUUUAUAUGAAGGUCCAAGUAAAGACUUUGAAACACUCUCAGGGAUACUCUGCUUGGUAGUAAAAGUCAAGUCUUCAUCAUCUGGUUUAGGGCAUGAAUCAACACAUAGUUUUUUGAAAAUACUGAAUGCAGAUGCUUCAGAACUCCCAGAAUCUUUUGCACUUGCUCCUCCUUUUUUCAAACUUGCAUUCUUCUUGGAUGCUUCUUCUGGGUUGUCAUUUUGAAGACUGUUUUCAAGUAUGUUUUUUUUUAAUGUUGCAAAAUUUGUUGUGUUUGUCAGACCAUCAGAAAUACAUAAUCUUCUGCAGUCUGUUAAUACAUACUCUUGAGUAUGCAGAUAUUUUGUUGAAGAAGAAUGCUAACUAUACCUGACAAGCCAUAACGUACAACAGGCAUGAGGGCUGUUCUUUUCAACCUAUCAACAGCAUGUACAUUUGCUUGUUUCUUUACUAAAAUUCCACCUUUUGCUGUGUUUUGCAAACUAUAGCAAGUAAAAGUGGUGUGUUUCCAUGCUUGUUCAGCACUUCAGUAUUCACAUGGUGUGAAGGCAGUUUUUCUGCCAGUGGUGUGUUCUCAUUAUAGAUAGCGUAGUGUAGUGCGUUGUUGCUGUAGACAUCCAUAAGAUCUGGAUUGGUGCCACGUUCUAGCAGAGUGAUGACACAAAUCUCUUCCUCGCAAUGUACAGCCUUCAUCAAAGGUAUCCUGUUUUGUUUGUCACCAAUGUCAGUCUGGCAUUUUCAGUUCACCUGGAGAGUGACUGCUUCCACAUGGCCAUUGGCAUAAGCCAAAUGUAAAACAGUCCUGUUCAUCCACAGAUGAAGGAAUACAGAAACUCUAGUAUAUAUGCAUAGUGGAAUACUCCUCAGCCAUCAAACUUUAGGACAUCACCGCACUUCCAGCAACAUGGAGAAAGACCUGUUCAUCCACAGAUGAAGGGAUACAGAAACUGUAGUAUUCAUUCACAAUGGAAUACCCUUCAGCCAUGCACAUAUACUGAAAUCAUAUCACCUGGAGCCACACAGUUGAACCUGUUAUUCCCUUGAUGAAGGGAUGACAAAACUGAAAUAUAUAUCCAGAAUGGAAUACCCUUUCACCACAGAAAUGGAUGAAAUCCAUUUGCAGUCAUGUGGAGAAACCUGUUCAUCCACAGAUGAAGGGAUAAAUAAACUGUAGUAUAUAUACACAAAUGGAAUACUCUUCAUCCAGAAAAAUAUAAUGAAAUUACAUCAUUUGCAGCCACACUGUUGAACCUAGAAGUCAUCAUGGUAAAUAACCUUUCCUGCCCAUCCACAGCUGAAGGGAUAAAGAAACCACUGUACAGAUACACUGUGGAAUAUGCUUCAGCCAUAAAGCUUUGGGAAAUCCUGUCAUCCACAGCCACGUGGAGAAACCUAGAGGACAUUAGGUCCAAGGAAAUGAGCCUGGUAGAGAAAGUCCCACACCUUUUAAUCUCAGGCAUGGAGAUUCCAAAAACUUUAUCUCCUGUCCAUCCACAGAUGAAGGGAUCGAGAAACUGUAAUGUAUAUGCACAAAGGAAUACUACUCCUUGGCCAUCAAAAUAACUAAACCAUGUCAUUUGGAGCAACACAAAUGAACCGCCGAGGCUGCAGCUGCCUUGUGCUGUGCCAUGGAUGGAAGCCACUGCGGCCUCCAUCUGGGCCGAGCUCUGACCACAAUGAUGCCUCUGCCCCCACCCGGGCCUCCCUCUGACCGACAAUGCCGCUGCGUCUUUUCAGUAGUCAUUGAUGAGGAAGUAUCCACAUCCUCCUUCCCACUACCAGAUUUUGCUUGGAGAAAAGCAGUUUCCCGAAAUAAUUCUGUGACGAGCUUCUUCCACAUUAGGACAAAAAUGCUGGAAGCGCCGCAGCCCCAGGGCAGCACAUCACAGCCACUGAGGAACAUAGCCAUUCCUCUGCCAUCAGCCUGGGACCAGUCUUUCCUGACCAAUAUCACCUUCUUGAAGGUUCUUCUCUGGUUGGUCCUGCUGGGAUUGUUUGUGGAACUGGAAUUUGGCCUGGCAUAUUUUGUCCUGUCCUUGUUCUAUUGGAUGUACGUCGGGACACGAGGCCCUGAAGAGAAGAAGGAGGGAGAGAAGAGCGCCUACUCUGUGUUCAAUCCAGGCUGCGAAGCCAUCCAGGGCACCCUGACUGCAGAGCAGUUGGAGCGCGAGUUACAGUUGAGACCCCUGGCAGGGAGAUAGGACCCAGCUGUGCUGUCACGCAGCUAACUUCUGAUGUGGUCUUUCUCACCACUGGCUAUGGAUUUGAUUUCAGGUGUAUAGGACCUGAAAUGGCAGCUUGCAGGUUAGCUCUGUGACUGCAUGGUUCUUCUACAUUCUUUCCCUGAUCUUUUGCUGCCAUUUGAUCUUUAGUGUUGGUGAAACUCUCUAAAGUACAUUUACUGUGGGUCCGAUGCAAUUUAUAAAAAUUAUGUACUCAAGAAGGGAGACCUGUUUGUCUCAUUUCUCAUCUGUUUGGGGGAUGAUUUUAGAGCACUAGAAAGGCACUGGGGAGAUUCUCAGCUUAAAACAUCCAGCCAUUCGAAGUAAUGAUUAGGUACAUCAGGGCUGCAUUGUAAAUGUUCUCUUUAAGUCUUUUAACAUUUAUAGCAAUCUUUUUUUUCCCAGAAAGUUUAGGUUGCAAGUUUUGGGUUUCUUGUUUGUUUUUGUUUUGCUUCCUGCUUUAAUUCUUUCAUUUUCAGUCAUUACUGGUAUUGAAAAAUAAAAUAUCUUUAAAACAUCUCUUCAGAAAUAGGUCCUUCUUCAUUGCCCAUCACCAUCUUCCACUCUCUAUUAUUUUGUCACCACUCAGUAAAGGAAGGUAGGAAGGGACAAAGGACUAAGUGCAGGUGUGGGGAGGGAUUUCACAAGUGGUUAUUAAUAGCCAGUUCAGCAAGAAGUAUUGAGUGUGUACAAAGGGGAGGGCUGGAAGUGUAACUCCAGACCUGUUGGCUGCUUGAGUUGUUUCUUAGAUUCUAAGGCAGCAGUCCCCAACAUUUUUGGCACCAGGGACCAGUUUUGUGGAAGACAGUUUUUCCAUGGACGGGGUGGUGGUGGAGGUGGUUUCGGGAUGUAACUUCCACCUCAGAUCAUCACGCAUUAGAGUCUCAUAAGGAGCACGCAGCCUAGAUCCCUCGUAUGCGCAGUUCACAAUAGGGUUCUAAGGGCUUUAGAGUAAGUAACCUUUUCAUCUGGGCCUCUGGUGAGAAAUUCUGUAAACAGUGAUAAUCAGGCUGGAUUUUAAUGUUCCUUCCUCUUCCGGUACAAUGUUACAAGUUUGGGUUCAUUAAACUCAGGCAAACUCCCAUUGGGUUGGGGCUUCUCUCAUUAAUUCCAUUUUGUGGCUAACCUUACUGUGUUUCAGCCCUUGUUGAAAAUUCUUCUGAUAUGUGUUGCUCUUCCUCACAACCCUUUGCCCAUUGGGAGUUUGGCUGUCCCUCAGAGCCAUGCGGUCAAGCAGAUGGUCCGUUCUAGCUCACAGAAAAGUCUUUUCUUCCAUGAUUUCUGUCUGAACUGGACAUGUAGAGAGUAUGGGAAACAGAUGAAUCCCUAUUAAACAUGAAGUUUUGAUUGUAUUUAAG